Messenger RNA from Malassezia pachydermatis, 2148 nucleotides. Its product is annotated as phosphoprotein phosphatase. The record is from RefSeq and is a predicted model, not a curated record. Gene Ontology annotation, molecular function: hydrolase activity. Gene Ontology annotation, cellular component: cytosol. The transcript has 6 exons. NCBI's taxonomy places the organism in Eukaryota, Fungi, Basidiomycota, Malasseziomycetes, Malasseziales, Malasseziaceae. Gene Ontology annotation, biological process: nucleotide catabolic process. The coding region runs from base 1 to 2148 and encodes 715 amino acids.
AUGGUAUGGCGGGUGUGGACAGUUGUGCUGGCAUGCGUGGUGCACGUCUAUGCCUCUGUAUGGGAUGCAGAGGCCUUUGGUCGUGGACGUCUGCCACGCGAUGAUGAUCGGAUCCGUGCGCUGGAAUGGGGUCAAUUGCAAGUGCUGCAUACGACCGAUAUUCAUGGAUGGUACCAGGGCCACCAAAAACUAUCGCCGCCCGAGCCAAACUACAGUGGUGAUUGGGGUGACUGGAUCUCGUUUGCGCACCAUAUGCGUCGCCAAGCGAGGAAGCGUGGUGUGGAUUUGCUGUUGGUCGAUACAGGCGAUUUACACGACGGCAAUGGCUUAUCAGAUGCCUUUCCGGCCAGCUCGCCAAGUGACCCGGCGUUCAAGUACGCUGUGAAUGGUCAUGUCAGUAAUGAAAUCUUUGCGAUGGCCGACUAUGAUCUGCUGACGAUCGGCAAUCAUGAACUGUAUAAUUUCAGUGUCGCGCAGGAUGUGUAUGAAAACUUUGCUCCGCAUUGGGGCGAUCGCUACCUUACUUCGAAUGUCAACAUUACACUGCCCGACGACGAUGGUACGCUACGUUCGCGUCCAAUUGGCCAGCGAUACACGCGUUUCCGUACGCCGAUGCAGCGCCUGCAAAUCCAAGCGUAUGGUGUGCUCUUCCAUUUCCAGCUGGGGGCAGCAGGGAUCACGGUGCAGGACCCCGUGGAGAUGGUCCGUGAGCCAUGGUUCCAGGCCUCGUUGCGGGAGCCCAGUCAUGUCGACGCGUUUGUCAUUGCAGGGCACAUGCCGGUGACUGGGCAUGAUGGAUGGGACGCAGUGCAUGCGGCGAUCCGCGAAGUGUGGCCAACGACGCCGAUUCUCAUGCUGGCAGGCCACACGCACGUACGUGACUGUCGUAUGAUGGACGAGUACUCGAUGGUGCUGGAGAGUGGGCGGUACAUGGAAACGAUUGGAUGGAUGAGUGUCUCGAAUGUAUCAGCAACACCUCCCACAUGGUCGCGACGCUACAUUGAUGCGAAUCCACGCAACUACGCUGUGCAUGCGCAGGUCGGUCAUGCCGGCCGGCUAUCGACCCAGCGUGGACGCUUUGCGCGUGCGGCGAUGGAUGCUGUGGCUGCUGCCUGGAACUUGACGCAGCUCUAUGGCCUAGUCCCCCGCGACUAUUUCCUGGACCGUGUGCCGUAUGGCGACAAAGAAGCGCUGCUGACCCUGCUGGGCGAGCAGGUGCUACCGAUGGUCGUUCGUCCUGCGAACCCACGUCAUAAGCAUACCCCGACGUUGGUCCUCAUCAAUAGUGGCAGUCAGCGCUUUGAUGUGCUGGCUGGCCCCUUUACGAAGAACGAUCACCCCUUCCGCGACGACUUUUUGUUUAUCAAGAAUGUGCCAUGGCGCGCCGCCAAGCAGCUGGUCGGUGGUCUGAAUCAGCGAGGAGCGGAGCACAACGAACAGCCAGGCGCGAUGCAUCCAGCGCAAGGCGCUGUAGACUCCAUCUUUCAUCGGUACAUUGGCCGCCAAUUCACGACGUACUGGACGCGGAUCCUCGGCGCGGCGAGUGAGACGAGCACAUCGCCACCGCCUGUAGCCAGUGGACGCCCGGAAGCGGCGCGACGCCUGGAAGAUAUGCUCAGCGAGAUUGCAGCGCACCCUGAGCUGGCUGAUACGCUGCCGUACCUGCAGCACGAUCCAGCGCGGGGGCGUGUGCCGAGUCUUGGGUACGUCACGGUGGAUUCGUGCCCUGGCAUAGGCGACGAUACCGAGCACACGCCUGUGCCGUACAGUGCGGCGCAGCCAGACUACAUUGCGUCGGAGCCGGCGCCUCUGCCAAGCGACGAGGAGACCUUGGUCGAUGUCGUCUUUGUCGACUUUAUUCUGAAGCCAGUGGUGCACUUGCUGUCGAUGUGGGAUCCCUCGCGAACGUAUACCGUGGACGAGGCACAGCGGUGGGGCGAUGUAUCGACGCAAUGGCUGUACCCGGACUACGCAGACGUCGCAUGGCACCCUGCAUCGUGGGACGAGGCGUGGGCCGCGAUGGACGAGGCAGCGACGCGCGAUGGCUAUCCGCCUCUGGCCCAGUUUGACGCGUACGAAGGCGAUCCAUAUGCGCCCGUCGUCGCCGCCCGACAUGCAGCGUCACUGGUGUUCCAAGGCACGCCAUAG